Symbiodinium natans is the source of this 387-nucleotide messenger RNA. The record is from the annotation of a GenBank genome assembly. Lineage: Eukaryota; Dinophyceae; Suessiales; Symbiodiniaceae.
AUGCUAUGGACCGCUGAGCUCCAAGCACGGCAGUUCGGCGUGCGCGGGUCAACGGACCCGUUAGACAACGCCCAGCUGCCCCUGCUGGCCACCAUGCAAUUUGACGGCUUCACGAAUCAAGGCGAGAAGGUCUUUAAGCUCGUCAAGUGGCCGAAGGAGUACAAUGAGGACCCCAUGGUCCUGGCGAACGCGCUGAGACUGUCAUUGCAGGCAGUCUCGGGCAACAAACGGCGCCAGCCGGCGGCCAUCAAGCCGAACAGGUGGUGUCAGCUCCUCUCGCCCCCCGCGCAGUCCUGGGCUGGCUUCGAGAUUCAGCUCGCGCAGCUUGUGGAGCAGCUUAUCCUCCGUGCUCGGGAGGCUCUCCCGCAAGACGUGCAGUUGUCGUAG